This is a messenger RNA of Moneuplotes crassus, 664 nucleotides long. The record is from the annotation of a GenBank genome assembly. NCBI's taxonomy places the organism in Eukaryota, Ciliophora, Spirotrichea, Euplotida, Euplotidae.
UACAACUAAAUACAAAUGUUUACUUUCAACAAAGAAUUCGACAACAUGUUUAAAGAGGAGCACCAAUUUGAUACUCAGCAAGACUCCUGGGAGAGCAACUGCUUCAACAGCAGUGACAACUACUCCUUCAGCAAGAUGAAUGACUUCAGUGAUGAUAACUCUCAGUGCUUCGAGAGCACUAAGAUCUAUCAGACUAAGACUAAAUCAGUCACCUCUAGCUUCUCAGGAGAAGCUACUCCAGAGAAAGUUGAGGAAAAGCCAGUAGAUAUUAUGCAAUGCUUUGACAUUAGCCAUCUCAAGAGCAUGAUUGAGAGCAGCUCCACUGACCUCAACGGCUUCCUUGAUAGCCAUGUCUUCUUUGAUAUUGACGCUUCUACUGAGAUCAAGCCUCUUGGAGAAGUCCAAUUGACCACUUCUAAGAGGAAGAUCAGAAAAUCCCCAGCUCAAAUUAAAAUUUUAAAGCAAGCUUAUGAUGCUGAUGAUGAAUGGAAGAGAGAGAUAAUUGAAUCUUUGGCCUGAAAUACAGGUCUUACCUACAAACAAGUGUAUAAAUGGUAUGCUUCAGAGAGGAAAGCUCAUGAUAAGGGACUCCCAAAGGGAUGCUCUAAGAGAACCAGGUGCUAAGCCACUAAUUUCCUUAAUCUAAUUAAUUUAAAACUUAUAC